This is a messenger RNA of Vigna radiata var. radiata (mung bean), 1511 nucleotides long. Its product is annotated as probable lactoylglutathione lyase, chloroplastic. The transcript is spliced from 9 exons. Lineage: Eukaryota; Viridiplantae; Streptophyta; Magnoliopsida; Fabales; Fabaceae. The coding region runs from base 121 to 1179 and encodes 352 amino acids. The record is from RefSeq and is a predicted model, not a curated record. Gene Ontology annotation, cellular component: cytoplasm. Gene Ontology annotation, molecular function: lactoylglutathione lyase activity; metal ion binding.
UACCCAAACAAUACAAUACCUAUUACCUAUUAUUCUCCGCUUCACUUCUCUUUCUCUUCUGCCUCAUCCAUCCACACCACAGACAACACAAGCAGAACAAUCACCGAUUUCCUCACCCCAAUGGUGAGAGUGGUUCCCAUGGCUUCUUCGAUUCGGCCCACUCUCUUCUCCCUUACCUUCUCUCCACCUUCCUCACUUCCUCUCUUCAAUCCUUCUCCCCGUCUCUCCUUCUCUCUGUCUCGGUACCAUAAUUUUGGUCUGAAAGCUUCCAGAUUGUUGAGACAAGAUGGUUAUCCCGUCAGAGUCAUGGCAUCAGGGGACGUGUCACAAUCUGUAGCGGCUGCUUCACCAGAAAAUGUGCUUGAGUGGGUCAAGCAGGACAAGAGAAGAAUGCUUCACGUUGUGUAUCGAGUUGGGGACUUGGACAGGACUAUAAAGUUUUAUACGGAGUGUCUAGGAAUGAAGCUCCUCAGAAAGAGGGACAUACCGGAGGAGAAAUAUACUAAUGCCUUUCUGGGAUAUGGGCCUGAAGACUCGCACUUUGUUAUUGAACUGACAUACAAUUAUGGAGUUGACAAGUAUGAUAUUGGAACUGGAUUUGGCCAUUUUGGUAUUGCCGUUGAUGAUGUUGUAAAAGCAGUGGAGCUAAUAAGAGCUAAGGGUGGUAAAAUAACAAGAGAGCCUGGUCCUGUAAAGGGAGGCCGUUCAGUGAUUGCAUUUGUUGAAGACCCUGAUGGUUACAAAUUUGAACUUAUAGAAAGAGGUCCAACUCCUGAACCCUUGUGCCAAGUAAUGCUCCGAGUGGGUGAUCUUAAUCGUUCCAUAGAAUUUUAUGAGAAGGCAUUUGGUAUGGAGCUGCUUCGUACUCGAGACAAUCCAGAAUACAAGUAUACCAUAGCAAUGCUGGGUUAUGGUCCAGAAGAUAAAAGCACUGUUCUGGAGUUGACUUACAAUUAUGGAGUCACUGAAUAUGAUAAAGGAAAUGCUUAUGCUCAGAUUGCAGUAGGCACCGAUGAUGUGUACAAAACUGCAGAAGCAAUUAAACUAGCUGGAGGGAAGGUUACUCGUGAACCUGGACCAUUACCUGGUAUCAACACCAAAAUUACUGCAUGCUUGGAUCCUGAUGGUUGGAAGUCGGUUUUUGUAGAUAAUGUUGAUUUUCUAAAGGAGUUGGAAUAGAGUAUUUUUUGAAGGAAAAUGUUUGCAUCAGAUGUAUCAUAUUCAAAUCAGAUUUUGUAGAUAAUGUAACAAUGACACGAUAGCACCGACCCCUGUAAGCUGUGGCAGAUGUCUUUCUCUAAAUACAAUGAAGCAAGCUUUAGAAACACGUCUUUUUAUCUCCAUUUUCCUUGGCCCUUUGGCCUUCGUGAUUUUGGCAGUUGGACAAACUUUGCCGUUGUUCACUCAGGAUAUUUCAGAGGGGGCGUAUCAUGAUCAUCACUCUUCUAUAAAUUUUGGACACGGUUGUUUGCCAAUUGAAUUAGAUAAUUUUAUAAAAUUAUUCGAUUUAA